Molecule: messenger RNA, 1716 nt
Organism: Penicillium soppii
Lineage: Eukaryota; Fungi; Ascomycota; Eurotiomycetes; Eurotiales; Aspergillaceae
Exons: 1
Coding region: 1-1716 (571 amino acids)
Biological process (GO): nucleolar large rRNA transcription by RNA polymerase I; transcription initiation at RNA polymerase I promoter
Cellular component (GO): RNA polymerase I upstream activating factor complex
Molecular function (GO): rDNA binding; RNA polymerase I general transcription initiation factor activity
Source: RefSeq, a predicted model, not a curated record
AUGAGCGACACUGCCGGGCAUGAGUCCGACCAGGAGUACUCUCCAUCCUCGCCGUCCACACGCUCUGCGAGUCCAGAACCCAACAAAGAUACAUCUUCACGGCAACACAAUGAAAAGAACCUUUUGGUCGAACGCCAACUUGGCGAUGCGCUUAUGCUGCGCAAGCCGCGGAUGCCUGGGUCGCUCACAUUUCUACGAACCUACAACCACCUUCUUGCGGAAUCCCAACGCGAGAUCGAUUACGCCUCGUCAAAGCGCGGACAGGAGAUAUUUGAAGUCACCCAGUUUGGUUCGGUGAUUUGGACUUCCACCGAGAAGGAAUUGUUUUUCAAUGCGCUGGAUCGCAAAGGCAGGGACAACAUCAAAGAGAUUGCAGCUGCAGUCGGUACCAAGUCCGAGCUUGAGGUUUUGGAAUAUCUCAAAAGUCUACACCAAGCUCUAAAGGCCCGGCAUCGCUUCGAUCCGAGACUCGGGUGCAUGCCUUUGCUUGGUGAUAUCCCGGCAGCCACAGAGAUCAGCCAGCAAUGCUGUACACUGCUCGACGACUAUGCAGAUGUUUUGGUAUUAAAGGAGUCUCUUGCCCAAGCGCAUUUUGGGAAAAUGGAACAUGGAGACCGUUGGAACGUAGAUAGUGCCGCUGCGAUAGAUUUGAUGAACGUGGUUGACGGCAAGCAUGACGGCAAAGUCCGUGGUGACCUCCACCUUGCAGCUACUAUGUUCUAUAUCCCUGAUUGGAUACGACUAUCUCAAGGGCUCUUUAUGAACUUUGGUGGUACAAAAUCAGAGGACCAUUGGAAGAACAUCGCCAACUCAAAACAAAACAUCACGGCCCAAAAUCAGACACCUUCCAUGACUGCGGAUAGUGUUGUGGACUUCUACUCUCUUGCUAUCAGCGUCACGCGGCGCCUGAUCCAGUCAUCUAUCUUUUUUGCAAUGACAAGACUGCGCGGCGCAACUCGCAAGGGUCACGACAGAAAAAAUCACAUUCGCAUGUCGGACGUGAGGGCUGCCAUCGAAAUACUCAACAUGAAACAUCGCCGGCCCAGUUUCGUGGAUACAGCUCGCCGGAACCAAUUGGUCAUAGCGGACAUCCAUCAUCGCAAAGGCUGGGUGCCUAGGCAAUUCACCUAUGAUGAAGCUGAGGAACUCAUGCACAAACCCGGAUGGAAGAGGUACUGCAAGGGUGCAGCCAUUGCUGGUGAUGUAAAUGCGCAGGAAGAAGAUGAAGAAAUGGAUGGUAGUGAAAACGACGACUCAAACGAUGAGGAUGUUGAACAAGCGACAGAAAGUGAGCCAGAAGACAUUACUGCUGAUUCUUCAUCUUCUCGCGGAUCGUCCGAACUUUCAUCUCCAAUGGCAUCCUCCGACGAGUUGGAACAUGACCUUGACCUUGACCCGGAAGAAAUGGACGCAAAUGCCGCAGAUGAAGCCACUGGCCGUCGCGAAGAGGCGAUGUUCCUGCGGCUCAUGGAUCAAUCUGGGCCAAUGAACCCCGACAAAACCAUGAAGGAAGAAGAAGAAGUCGAGCGUAAGCCCAACCGACAACCAAGGCCCGGCCGACAACGAAAGCGCGCGCUCAGAGAAAGGCCCUUUGACUGGCGUGAUCAGAUUCUCUAUCGUAGCGAAUGGGAGCAAUAUCGAUACGAUUUCGCCGAUUUGAAGGAGGAAAUCGAAAUACCUCCUCACAAACGACCCAAAUACGAAUCAAGUGAAUGA